AUGGGUCCCACUCAUUACAAUUUAGUCAUUCUCAUAAUCCUCAUGGGAGUACUCAUCACACCAAAGGUGAUUGUAUCAGCACAUUUUGGGUACAACGUAACAGUUACAAAUGGACUUCAACAAGGAGAACAACUUGUAUUUCGAUGCCAAUCAAAGGAUACUGAUUUAGGUUAUCAUCAUUUUUCAGACACUGGAGCAAGUUUUAGUUGGGUUUUUAAGGUUAAUUUCUUAGAAACUACACUUUACUUUUGUCAUUUUUACUGGAGGGAUAAAACUGUAAGUUUUCCUGUUUUUACCGUCAAAAAUGAAGGUGAUUGUGCGUAUUUAGUUUAUUGGGAGGUUAGGUCGGAUGGUUUCUACUAUCAUUGUGAUGAUGAUGACUCCUAUUACAAGCACUCUUGGUCUAAUUAG
This is a messenger RNA of Amaranthus tricolor (Joseph's coat), 411 nucleotides long. RefSeq names its product S-protein homolog 29-like. The transcript has a single exon. Bases 1 to 411 code for a protein of 136 amino acids. Lineage: Eukaryota; Viridiplantae; Streptophyta; Magnoliopsida; Caryophyllales; Amaranthaceae. The record is from RefSeq and is a predicted model, not a curated record.